GUCCCAACAUGCCUCAGAACGAGUACAUCGAGCUUCAUACAAAACGCCAUGGCAGGCGUUUGGAUUAUGAAGAGAAAAAGCGUAAAAAGGAGGGUAGAAGACCCCAUGAAAUGGCCGUGAAGGCGAAAAAGUUAAGAGGAAUCAAAGCAAAGUUGUACAACAAGAAGAGACAUGCAGAGAAAGUACAGAUGAAAAAGACUAUCAAGAUGCAUGAAGAGAAAAAGACGAAACAGAAGUCUGCAGACAACGACUCACAGUUUGGCAAUCCCAGCUAUUUGUUGGAGCGUGAGAAUCAGAUCAGAGCCAAGGUUCUUUCCAACACUAUAAAACAGAAACGUAAAGAAAAAGCGGGCAAGUGGAACGUGCCCAUCCCCAAGGUGAAAGGCGUGUCUGAGGCUGAAGUGUUCAAAGUUGUCAAGACUGGGAAAACAAAACGAAAGGGAUGGAAACGCAUGGUUACCAAGGUGACUUACGUGGGAGAAGGGUUCACAAGAAAGCCUGUCAAAUUUGAGAGGUUUAUUAGACCAAUGGGUCUCCGUUUCAAGAAAGCAAACGUCACGCAUCCAGAACUGAAAGCUUCCUUCUUUUUGCCCAUCAUUGGCGUGAAGAAAAACCCUAGCUCUACAAUGUACACAAGUCUAGGUGUCAUCACCAAGGGAACAGUCAUAGAAGUCAACAUCAGUGAAUUGGGUCUUGUUACACAUUCUGGAAAAGUUGUGUGGGGUAAAUACGCUCAAGUGACCAACAAUCCGGAAAAUGAUGGCUGCAUCAACGCUGUGUUGUUAGUGUGAUCUGAUGUGCUGGGGCGGGAGGGGACAAUGUAUUAUAAUAAAAAAUGAUGUAAUCCU
This is a messenger RNA of Aplysia californica (California sea hare), 848 nucleotides long. Its product is annotated as TGF beta-inducible nuclear protein. Lineage: Eukaryota; Metazoa; Mollusca; Gastropoda; Aplysiida; Aplysiidae. The record is from RefSeq and is marked provisional. Gene Ontology annotation, biological process: maturation of 5.8S rRNA; maturation of LSU-rRNA. Gene Ontology annotation, cellular component: nucleolus; preribosome, large subunit precursor.